UGGAGGCCUGUUUUGCAUCUUGCAUCAAAGACUUAAUAUCUGUGGGGUGAUGGUUAGUUACUUCACCUCAGUUUCUUCAUCAAUAAAAUGGAGUUAAUAAUAAUUACACUAGACGUCUAACAGGGUGUUUGUGAUAAAAGUACUUUGCACCUGAUAAAACACUUACCUAAAUGGGAAUUAGUUAUUCAAGGCCUUUAAAAUCUAAGGGGUAGUGAUUAUACACAUUAGUGUAAAACAAAGUAGUAUGUAAAGGGAGCAAUUCAGACAAAUGUAAUAGCUGACAACAUUGAGGACCCUGAGAAAUUUUGCAGAGGGAGAAAUCGCCUUCAGAUGAGGAAAUCUGGGAGGAUUUCUUGGAGGAAGUAGCUCCUGAGAUGGGACUUGAAGAGAGGAUGGUUUCAACAAACUGAGAUGAAAUGGGAGUGCAUUACAGGCAUGGAGGACCAGCUCACCAGACUGUUCAUAUCUUGAUGUGGCAAGAGAAGAUGGAAAACAAUUCCAGAAUCAUAACUGAACUCAGUGAAGAGAUGCCCUGGAAAGUCCUCUUUUUUGUAGCUGGCUCUUUGGCAAUACCGGCUCCCUCUAUUUCCCAGACCCCUCCAUACCCUAGCAAUCCAGGGGAUCCCAUCCACUUUCAAUGUGUGGCCCCCCGAGGCUUCCAGGAGGCUGAGUUUUCACUGUUCCAUGGAGAUGGGGUGGUCCAGACACUGCAAGCUCAAGAGGCCCAGCAGGGAGUGGUUUUCACAGUGACCAACAUGAGCGAAGGCAUUACAGUGCAGUACCGAUGUCAGUACAGUGUGAUGGGUGAGAUUGUCAAGCAGUUCUCAGAUUUGAGCAAGCCAGUGAAUGUGACCUUUCCAGUUUACGUGCUGCCAACCACAACCCUACCAACUUCUCCAAGUAAAGUGGAUCCACUGGGAAAGAAAGUUCCCUCUUGGAUCUUACCACUCUCCCUGGGUCUGGCUGGAGCAUUCAUCCUCAUUAUGAUACUGGUUGUGACCAUUCUAGUGAUUAGACGAGUUAAAAUCACAAACCUUCAAAAAAAAAGAGAGCAAGAAUCCUGUUGGACCAAGAUAAACUAUACUACUUCAGAUAUGUCUUUUGAUAAUUCCCUGUUCUCCAUUUCAAUGAAAAUGACCCCAGAAGAUGUGGAUACUCAUGGCGCAUUCACCAGCUCAACUCUGGCUCCAGAACCCUUUGUGCCCAGAAAGAGACCCACAUCUACUUCUUCUGCUCCUGAACUACCUGAAUUCAGCACCUUCAGGUCCUUUGAUUGAACCUAUCCCCUGCUGUGAGACUAAGAGGUUGCAUUUUUCCUUUUGCAUUCUUCCCCUGAUUUAUCAGUUUCCAGGCUGGGUUCGGAAGAAGUCUGGGAGGCCUGGCUCCUGUAUGUCUCCCUUACCACCCCUUCAUCUUUCAUCCAGGGGGAGUACAACUACAACCUCGCAAGAGAUAAUCUCAUGUCCUGAUUUUCAUUGUUCCAACUGAAAUGCUUUUUCUAUGGCUCAGUAGUUAGCAAUAGCCUGUUAUGUGUCUCAGGUUCAUAGAUGAUAGAUUUAUGCCUAGAAAGAGCCUUCAGAUGUCAUCUAGUUGAACCCCUGCACUUAAUUUUUCAUAUAAGGAAACUGAGCCCCAAAGAGGUUAAGUGACUUGUCCAGGGCCACAUAAAUUAAGCUUCAGUCACUGUCAGAUGUCAUUUGUAUUAGGGCCCCAACAAAAGUCUGUAUCUGUUGAACAGAAAAUACACAGAAGCCUGGAUCUUGGGGACAGCUGUCUUUCAUUCAUGGAAGCAGAGAUCAUUCUAGGUGAAGCUCUUUCUCUAGGGGGAUAGCAUCAGCCAUUAAUUCUUCUGCCCCUAUUCAAGUGGCCCGUUCUGAGCAGAGUAACAUUAAUGGUUGUUGCAAGAGCACAGACAAGACACUGAACCAAAAGUUCCUAUCUAGAUUUACAGCAUCUCCUGUCCCCACUAAAAAAAAUGUUUUGGAAUUACUUCAGCCACCACCAAUGCUUUCCUGCCUUCUGGUGACUUAUUUGCAGCCAGCCCUAGUUGGUGACAGGUACCUGCUAGACUGUAUUCUAAGAGUGAUCGGUCCUAGAGCCCUAAGUUUCUGUUCUAUGUGUGUCAUUCGUUUUCUUUGAAAACUAUAGAAUUGAAGCGGCAAGAUUGUCUAAGUUAUUAAUUACCACCAACAUUGAGACAUUUGUAAGGAACAAAGUGUGGAGUCUUAUUAAAGCUAGCUGGAUUUCUGUUAUUAA
Phascolarctos cinereus (koala) is the source of this 2256-nucleotide messenger RNA. It is a transcript of the gene CUNH19orf38, whose product is annotated as chromosome unknown C19orf38 homolog. The record is from RefSeq and is a predicted model, not a curated record. Lineage: Eukaryota; Metazoa; Chordata; Mammalia; Diprotodontia; Phascolarctidae.